AUGGCAAAUGAAACUGGGAAUAAAGAAAUAAAACCGGCGGACCCACUUGCAGAUGUCGAAAAUACCGGCAACUCUGAGCCAGCAACGCCGGCCUCGGUCUACGAUGAUCCCGAGAAAGAAAUCCGAAAACAGGAAGACUCCGAUGAUAACCAAGCUAGCCGUGAAGGGUUGAAACACACUCAAAGUCAUGCUACCGAUACAAGCACCAUUACUCGUACUACCACGAGGGCAUCCGUACCAGCUAAGAAGCAAUGGUACAAAGUAUUCAACCCCCUACUAUGGGGUUCGAUACCGCCCAUCCCUAAGGAGCGCGAGGUCUCGAGGGAGUACGGGGCCGGUUUCUUCAGCAAAUUGACUUUCCAAUGGAUGGCUCCCAUAAUGAAUGUAGGGUAUAAACGGUCCCUAGAACAAGACGACCUCUGGUCCGUAAACCCUGAUCGGACAGCCGAGAAGAUGACGGCUAAGACAAGAGAAUCUUUCGAGAGACGAAAGAAAGCAGGUGAUCAAUACCCCUUGCUUUGGGCAUUGCACGAAACUUUCUUCUGGGAAUUUUGGUUAGGCGGUUUCUGCCAACUCUGCUCGUCUAUCUUCCAAGUCAUGUCUCCUUUCACUCUGCGGUACCUCAUCAACUUUGCCCAAGAAGCCUGGGAUGCAUCUCAGAACGGAACACCCCCACCCAAGGUCAGUGCUGGUAUCGGCCUGGUUAUUGGUGUGACUGUUAUGCAAAUUUUGCAGAGCUUAGGUGUCAACCACUUUAUAUACCGUGGGAUGAUGAUUGGAGGACAGGCGCGUGCUGUCCUCAUCAGUCUCAUUUUUGAGAAAUCCAUGGUGCUCUCAGGUCGUGCAAGGGCAGGUGGUGGUAAAGAAGCAUCUAAUGACACAGCAGAGAACGGUCAAGGAGAAAAAGAUAAAGGGAAAGAUAAUGAAAACAGCAAGACAGAGAAGUCGGAUGACCCCAAAAAGGAUCCCAAGGCGGAUAAGACACUCAUCACCGGUGAUGGUACUGGCUGGAGCAAUGGAAAAAUCGUGAACUUGAUGAGCGUCGAUACCUACCGUAUAGACCAAGCUUCCGCCAUGUUCCACAUGACUUGGACGGCACCUAUUUCGUGCAUCAUAACUCUCAUCGUCCUUCUCAUCAAUCUGACUUACAGUGCUUUAGCUGGUUUCGGGCUUUUGGUCAUCGGCGUCCCGGCCUUGACUAGAGCAAUUCGCGCGCUGUUCUUGCGCCGAGCAGCAAUUAACAAGAUAACGGAUCAGCGCGUGAGCCUAACCCAGGAAAUAUUGCAAUCUGUCCGCUUCGUCAAAUAUUUCGGAUGGGAGGGAGCUUUUCUGGAACGCCUCAGGGAAAUUCGAUCUCGAGAAAUCCACUCUAUCCAAGUUCUUUUGGCGGUUCGAAAUGCUAUCAAUGCUAUUAGCAUGUCGCUCCCCAUCUACGCUUCCAUGUUAUCGUUCAUCACCUACUCGCUGACAGACCACGGUCUUCCCGCUGCACAAGUUUUCUCUUCACUUGCGCUUUUCAAUGGCUUACGAAUGCCUCUCAAUCUGCUCCCUCUGGUUAUUGGUCAGACGGUUGACGCUUGGUCGUCUAUGAAACGUAUACAGGAAUUCAUGCUAUCCGAAGAGCAAGAGGAGGAUGUUGUGUUGCAGCCAGAAGGAAAGCAUGCGGUUGAAAUACACGACGCUACAUUUACCUGGGAGCGGACUCCAACUCAAGAAUCUGAAACGGAAAAGAAGGGUAAAGAUGGUCAUGCACAGAAAGGGACAAAACAACCUCACAAAACAGGUAAUGAAAGGGGCCAUUUGGAAGAAAAUACCGAAGAUACAGCAAGUACACUUGUUGAAGAACGCGAGCCUUUCAAACUCCAAGACUUGAACCUUGCGAUUGGAAGAAAUGAAUUGGUUGCUGUCAUUGGAACUGUUGGUUGCGGAAAGAGUUCCUUGCUUUCGGCGCUUGCUGGGGACAUGCGGAAGACUUCAGGUGAGGUCGUGUUGGGUGCCUCUAGAGCUUUCUGCCCACAAUAUGCCUGGAUUCAAAACGCAAGUGUCCGAAAUAAUAUUCUUUUUGGGAAAGAAAUGAAUCGCGAGUGGUAUAAGGAGGUUGUAAGAGCCUGCGCUUUGCAACCUGACCUAGACAUGCUUCCCAAUGGAGAUGCAACCGAAAUAGGCGAGAGAGGCAUUACUAUAUCAGGCGGACAAAAACAACGACUCAAUAUCGCCCGAGCCAUAUAUUUCGAUGCUGAUAUUGUGCUCAUGGAUGACCCUCUGAGCGCCGUCGACGCCCAUGUUGGUCGACAUAUCAUGGACAACGCCAUAAUGGGUCUUCUGAAAGACAAGUGUCGAAUUCUUGCAACGCACCAACUGUGGGUCCUUAACCGCUGUGACAGGAUCAUCUGGAUGGACGCUGGCAAGAUUCGAGCGAUUGACACUUUCGACAACCUGAUGACGAACCACUCUGGCUUUAGGCAGUUGAUGGAAACUACUGCCCUGGAACAAACGCAAGAGGAGGAUCCAGCCCAAGUUGAGGACAAGACCGCCGAAGGUGAGAAGAGCAAGAAGAAAAAGAAGAAGGCCCAAGGCUUGAUGCAAGCAGAGGAAAGAGCCGUAUCAAGCGUCCCUUGGUCUGUUUACACCACCUAUAUUCGAGCAUCGGGAAGUAUCCUCAACGCUCCGCUCGUCAUCCUGGUGCUACUGCUCUCCCAGGGUGCCAAUAUCAUGACAAGUCUAUGGCUGUCUUAUUGGACAUCUGGCAAGUUCGGUCUCACAACGGGAGUAUAUAUCGGAGUUUACGCAGGCCUUGGAACGUUGCAAGCUCUGUUGAUGUUCCUCUUUUCGGUUCUGCUAGCUGUGUUCGGCACAAACGCCAGCAGGACUCUCUUGAGACAGGCAGUCACAAGGACACUAAGAGCGCCGAUGUCCUUCUUCGAUACAACCCCGCUCGGUCGUAUCACAAAUCGGUUCUCUAGGGAUGUCGAUGUUAUGGAUAAUAACCUGUCUGAUGCUAUGAGGAUGUAUUUCCUCACGCUCGGAAUGAUUAUAUCCGUGUUUGCUCUGAUUAUCGCGUUCUUCCACUAUUUUGCAAUCGCACUAGUUCCGCUCGCUAUUCUCUUCGUACUUGCGGCCUCCUACUAUCGGGCCUCUGCUCGGGAAGUCAAGCGUUUCGAGUCAGUUCUUCGAUCUGUGGUAUUUGCCAAAUUCGGUGAAGGUCUUAGCGGAGUAUCGUCAAUUCGUGCGUAUGGACUGAGGGAUCGUUUCAUCAAUGAUCUGCGAGAUUCCAUCGAUGAAAUGAAUGCAGCAUAUUACUUGACAUUCUCGAAUCAACGGUGGCUAUCGAUACGUCUAGACACUAUCGGAAACUUGCUUGUGUUUACCACGGGCAUCCUUGUCGUGACUUCUCGAUUUAGCGUUUCACCAUCGAUUGGUGGUCUCGUGCUUUCGUACAUCUUGUCCAUUGUGCAGAUGCUGCAGUUUACGGUGCGGCAGCUUGCCGAGGUGGAGAAUGGCAUGAAUGCUGUAGAACGACUCGAGUACUACGGAACACAGCUCGAGGAGGAAGCACCUGACCACACGAUUGACGUUCGUCCUACAUGGCCAGAAAAGGGAGAAAUUAUCUUCGACAAUGUUGAGAUGCGGUACCGCGCGAAUUUGCCCUUGGUGCUUAAAGGUCUUAGUAUUAACGUUCGCGGAGGCGAACGUAUAGGCAUUGUAGGACGCACAGGGGCGGGCAAGAGCUCUAUCAUGUCGACCUUAUUCCGACUAGUUGAGAUCUCAGGUGGCCACAUCUAUAUCGACGGACUCGAUAUCUCCACAGUCGGUCUACAUGAUCUUCGUUCCCGCCUUGCCAUCAUUCCACAGGACCCUACGCUAUUCCGCGGAACUGUCCGCAGCAAUUUGGACCCCUUCAGCGAACACUCGGAUCUGGACCUUUGGUCGGCACUGCGUAAGGCCGACCUGGUGCCAGCCGACGCAAACAUCGACGACAAAGACCCGACACGGGUCCACCUCGACAGCGUCGUAGAAGAAGACGGCUUAAACUUUUCGCUUGGUCAACGACAGCUAAUGGCGUUGGCGCGAGCCCUAGUUCGCGGGUCGCAGAUCAUCGUGUGCGAUGAAGCUACCUCAUCCGUGGACAUGGAGACAGAUGACAAGAUCCAGAAGACGAUGGCUGUCGGGUUCCGUGGCAAGACGCUGUUAUGUAUCGCUCAUCGCCUUCGGACUAUCGUAGGAUACGACCGCAUUUGCGUCAUGGAUGCCGGGCGUAUCGCAGAGUUGGAUACCCCGAUUAACCUAUGGACCCAAGGAGGCAUUUUUAGAAGUAUGUGUGAUAGAAGCGGAAUAAGGGUCGAGGAUAUACAUAGUGCAAGGGAGGGGCUAAAUGAAGAUGAUGGUGAGGUAGAGGAAGAGGGAGAGGGGUCGAAAAGCGAGAAAUCAGAUGAAUUGUGA
Annulohypoxylon maeteangense is the source of this 4440-nucleotide messenger RNA. RefSeq names its product ATP-binding cassette transporter protein YOR1-like protein. Gene Ontology annotation, cellular component: membrane. The record is from RefSeq and is a predicted model, not a curated record. The coding region runs from base 1 to 4440 and encodes 1479 amino acids. The transcript has 3 exons. Gene Ontology annotation, biological process: transmembrane transport. Lineage: Eukaryota; Fungi; Ascomycota; Sordariomycetes; Xylariales; Hypoxylaceae. Gene Ontology annotation, molecular function: ABC-type transporter activity; ATP hydrolysis activity; ATP binding.